AGAGGGAUACCUAUAACGCUACGACACGAAGUACAGAACGAUAACACGCCUAUCAUGCCUCCGUCCUGACUAAGCCUUAACUCAGGGGGUGAGGUCAAGGCGCCCCGAUAACCCAACUUCCGUACCACAUCGUCAACAAGAAAAUAGAAGAGUUCGGUUCGCGCCUUCGUUCGUUGUGUCUGCAUUUAGAGCGAACAACCGGGAGAAGGAGGACUGAUCUGACUUUUCAGCAAUGUUACAGUCGAACCUGGAGGAAUACCUUCCCUACGUGGGAGGCGCAGCUGGAGCUCUCGUCCUGACCGGGGUCGCCGCGUACUAUGCUUCCCGUCCAACACCGGAGCGACCUCUCGUUCCUCUCGAUGCUCAGGCCAAGGUUCUUCCGGGUGCCGAGCUUGUCAGAGUGUCGAAAUUCUACAAGGACAGCAAGGAUGGCAAAUUCGUCAGCUACAUUCACGAGGACACAAGAACUCUCUACGACUCAUUCCGAAGGGGUGCUAAAGAGUCUAACAAUGGGCCAUGCCUUGGAUGGCACGAAGGAAAGAACAAACCUUAUCAAUGGCUGCACUACAACGAAACGUUGCUGCGCGCGAGGAAUUUGGGCUCAGGAUUAAUCGCUUGCGGCCUUAUUCCCGGACCUCAGACACUGAUAGGACUCUACAGUCAAAAUUGUCCCGAAUGGGUACUCACAGAGCAAGCAUGCUACAAUUACUCCCUGGUGGUCGUCCCUCUCUACGACACCUUGGGACCGGAUGCUUGCGCCUACAUAAUAAACCAGGCAGAGAUCACUUUGGUUAUUUGCGAGGAUGACAAGAAGUGCAACCUUCUGUUGGACAAAGCACCGAGGUGUCUUAGGAAGCUGGUCGUAAUGAAGGACAUCAGACCCGCCACGAAUCAGCGGGCGAAAAACAGAGGCGUUGAACUCCUGAGGUUCGACGAAGUCGAACGUCUCGGUUCCCAAAAGGACUACCCCGAAGUACCUCCUCGUCCAAGUGAUCUGUGCACCAUUUGUUACACAUCCGGGACGACGGGGAACCCUAAGGGUGUCAUGCUGACCCAUCAGAACGUAGUAGCCGGCGUCUGCGCGGUGCUCCUUCAAUUCGGGGACCACAGGCCCACCUCCAAGGACGUUAUGAUCAGUUUUCUUCCUCUGGCACAUAUGCUGGAACGAUGCUGCGAGAAUGGAAUGUACAUGGUGGGUGGCGCGGUGGGCUUUUACAGUGGAGACAUCAAACAUUUGACAGAGGAUAUGAAGGCUCUAAAACCGACGGUGAUGCCCGCCGUUCCCAGGCUACUCAAUCGAAUCUAUGACAAGGUAACAGCAGAACUUCAAGGCUCGUUUCUUAAACGGAUGUUAUUCAACAUGGCUUUGCGAGCGAAGGAGUCCGAAAUCAAGAAGAGCAUAGUAAGGAACAACAGUUUUUGGGACAAGGUCGUCUUCAAGAAAAUACAGGAUGGAAUGGGAGGGCGGCUCAGAUUGAUUAUGGUAGGCUCAGCACCCUUGUCGGGCAACGUUCUUACCUUUGCGAGAUGCGUUCUGGGGUGCCUGAUCGUCGAGGGUUACGGGCAGACCGAAUGCUGCGCUCCAAUCACCUUGACCGUCCAGGGUGACCACGUGCCGGAGCACGUGGGACCGCCGGUGGCCUGCUGUUGCGUAAAACUAGUCGACGUACCAGAUAUGGAGUAUUUCGCCGUUAGCAACCAGGGUGAAGUUUGCGUCAAGGGUACCAACGUCUUCGCCGGUUACUUCAAGGACCCCGAAAAAACGGCCGAGGUUAUCGACGAGCAAGGAUGGCAUCACACAGGAGACAUCGGCAUGUGGUUACCUAACGGCACGCUCAAGAUAAUCGACCGUAAAAAACAUAUCUUCAAAUUAUCACAAGGCGAGUACAUCGUUCCUGAAAAAAUAGAGAACAUAUACAUCCGAAGCCAGUACGUCCACCAAGUAUUUGUUCACGGUGAAUCGCUGAAGUCCUGCGUCGUGGCAAUUGUCGUGCCCGAUGUAGACGUCGUGAAAUGCUGGGCAUCUGAGAACAGAAUUCCCGGAACGUUGAGCGUCCUCUGCGCGAACCCAGAGGUAAAACGGCUUAUCCUCGACGAUAUGCAGGCCUGGGGAAGGGAAGGUGGCCUGAAAUCCUUUGAACAGGUAAAAGACAUUUACCUACAUCCAGAUCCAUUCUCAGUACAAAACGGCCUUUUGACACCAACGCUGAAAACGAAACGACCACAACUCAAAGCAUACUUCAAACCUCAACUGGAAGAUCUUUAUCAGCAUCUGGCUUGACCGGACUGACCCCGGGCCUUGAAUUAUUAAUUAACAAUUGAACCAACUCGCUCCGGAACGAUGAACCACGCCUUUUAGACCAAAAACGCUAUUGUCAACACUUGAUACACAUUUAUUAUAUCAUUUUCACCAAUACAUAGUCUUGAAAGAGGAAUACUAAAUAAGCUAUUAAGAUAUUGAUAAUAUUAUAAAUAAUAAAUCAGGUUAUUGUUAAA
Messenger RNA from Diprion similis, 2496 nucleotides. Its product is annotated as long-chain-fatty-acid--CoA ligase 5. The coding region runs from base 233 to 2281 and encodes 682 amino acids. Lineage: Eukaryota; Metazoa; Arthropoda; Insecta; Hymenoptera; Diprionidae. Gene Ontology annotation, molecular function: long-chain fatty acid-CoA ligase activity. The transcript is spliced from 8 exons. Gene Ontology annotation, cellular component: membrane; endoplasmic reticulum. Gene Ontology annotation, biological process: long-chain fatty acid metabolic process. The record is from RefSeq and is a predicted model, not a curated record.